Nerophis lumbriciformis (worm pipefish) is the source of this 5814-nucleotide messenger RNA. The record is from RefSeq and is a predicted model, not a curated record. NCBI's taxonomy places the organism in Eukaryota, Metazoa, Chordata, Actinopteri, Syngnathiformes, Syngnathidae.
AUGGAUCCGCGGCACAGGGAGUUUCUGGAGAAGUGUCACCACAACUUGGCCGAGUCCGUCACCGACGCCGACCAGCUCGUGGAGGUCCUGUCCCGGGGAGGGACGCUGAGUCCGGCCGAGCGCCACGAACUGGCGUCCACUUCCUCCGGAGCGGAGAAAGUGGAGCUCCUCGUCAAGAUCCUACUCCGCAAGGAUCGGGACCAUUUCGCCGACUUCUCUUCGGCCUUGGAGGAGACCAACCCUCACCUGCACUCGGUGCUGCUCACCGCUGCCGGGCCCGUGAACCACAGCACCGGGUCCACCUACAGCGUCUUGUCCACCAUGCCGUCAGAUUCUGAGAGUAGCGGCUCGCUCAGCAGUGUUGGUACGCCCACCCCGGCCUCCUCGCCACCUUUGGCCCACGUGGAUGAUCACCGGGUUCACGAGAAGAUGGAGACCGUCCUUUUCCAGCUCCGUCACGUGACCCGGGAGCGUGACGAGCUACGCAAACGGCUGGCGCUGUCCUCGCCAGGGAGCACUUUCGAUGACUGCGGGCCAAACUCCAAGACGGGCCAUGACUACGAGCGGCUCAAACUGCAGUGCAUGAAGGCCAUGGCUGAUUUGCAGUCCCUGCAGAACCAGCACAGCAGCACCCUCAAGAGGUGCGAGGAGGCCGUCAAGAAGGCAGACUUCUAUCACACGUUGCACAGCCGCCUGGCGAGCGAGCAAAGCCAAUUGAAAGAUGAGCUGGAGGCGGUGAGGCUGGACAAUGUGCAGCUGCUCCGUGAGCACAACCACGCCAAGCAGGCCUGCGAGGAACUGCGCAGGCUCCGAGACGACGACCAGCGAGAGGUGGCCGACAUGCGCAUGCUGCACCAGCAGGUGAUCCGCGAGGGCUCCUCGGACGCCCUCAACAAGCUGUACGACUCUGCUGUGGAUAAACUAGAGAGCGUGAGGAGCGACUACGAGGGUCUCCGCAAGCUCUACAACGACAAGACGGCCAAUCACAACGCCGACCUUAGUCGCCUGGACCACGCCGAGGAGGAGAAGCGACACCUCCAGAAGCAGCUGGACGUGCUGAUGAAGCAGAGGGAUGCCGCCAUCCACUACCAGCAGCAGUACUCGUCGUCCAUGCGGAGGUUGGAUCAGCAGGAGCUCUCCAAGGCGGCCGCCCAGAACGUGGAGCUUCAGCGCGAGAUGGACCGGCUGCAAUCGGAGGCCACACGCUUUAAAACCCAACAGCUCAAAGCAGCCAAGGAGUGCGAGAAGUACAAAGAGGAGCGCGACUCGGUCAUCAGCGAGUACCGCCUGAUUAUGAGCGAGCGUGACCAGGUCAUCAAAGAGGUGGAGAGGCUUCAAACCGGUUUGGAGGUGGCUGAGGCCAAGCUGAAGAACACGUCCUCGGAGCGGCGGGUGGCCAAUGAGGAGCUGGAGGCUCUCCGACAGGAGCUGUCCUCGUCGCUGAUGGACCGGGACCGAGCUGUCUGCGAGAAGAACGAGCUCCUGGAAAAGUACUGCCACGAGGUGAAGGACAAGGCGGAGGCGCAGAAGGAGCUCAGCCAGGCCUGUAAAGACAUGGAAACGGUCUGCGAAGAGCGAGACGUGGCCCGCAAAGAGAGGACUGAGGCCAUCAUCCAGCGAGAUCAACUGCUGCGAGAGUAUUACCAGGCCAGACAGAAACAAGACUCUGUCACUCUGGACAUGGAGAGAGCCAAUAAGGAGAUGGAGAUGCUCAGGAAGCAAUACGAAGCUGUCAGUCAAGAGCUAAAGGAGGCUCAGCAGGAGGCCGAAGUGGCCAAGUGUCGCCGAGACUGGGCCUUUCAGGAGAGAGACAAAAUCGUGGGAGAGAGGGAGAGUGUUCGCACGUUGUGCGACAACCUGAGGCGAGAGAGGGACCGGGCUGUGAGCGACCUGGCAGACGCGCUGAGGAAUCUAGACGACACCAGGAAGCAGAAGAACGACGCCGUAAGAGAGCUUAAAGAACUCAAAGAAAAAAUGGAUGACCAGUUGGAAAAGGAGGCACGUUUUCGCCAGCUAAUGGCUCACAGCUCACAUGAUUCCGCCAUCGAUAUGGACUCUGUUGAAUGGGAGACGGAAGUUGUAGAGUUUGAGAAGCGCAGAGACAUGGAUUUGAAAGCACUCGGCUUUGAUAUCGCAGAAGGGGUAAACGAUCCUUAUUUACCGGGAGAUUGUGGCGUGUUUGUCAGUAAGGUGGACAAAGGAAGUGUAGCAGAAGGUCGAUUAAGGGUGAACGAUUGGCUGCUGAAGAUUAACAAUGUAGAUCUGACCAGCAAGGACAGGAAGCAGGCCAUCAAAGCUGUGCUGAGUGGGGAAGGCGUUAUCAACCUGGUGGUCCGCCGGAGGAAGUCAGUUGGGGGACGGGUUGCCACGCCCAUCCAGAUAAACCUCACCGGACACAAAGACUGUGGUAUAUGCCUGGAAAGCGGAGUGUUUGUAGCUUCACUGACACCUGGAAGUCCAGCAGUUAGAGAAAAUGCUCUCGCAGUUGGGGACAGGCUAUUAUCUAUCAACGGCAUCUCACUGGAUAACAAGUCACUGCCUGAGUGUGACGCGUUGCUGAGGACGUGCCGCGAAUCUCUCUGCAUCUCUCUUGCAAAGUUCCUGCCACAGAGCUGCUCUGGCCAGAGUUUAUAUGAAAGUUUGAGAGAGUCCGAAAAAGUCUCUAAAAACUGUCGAAAGCACAACUGCUCUGUACAAGCCGACUGCUGCGAGAUGCAGUGUCGAGACGAUGAAGCGUGUGGCGACCCCAAAAAUGCCGGCCUUCAUUGUCACCGCGGGCCCAACGACUCCCUUCAUUCCCGUAGCCCGUCAGAACCCGUGGUGGAGUUCUGUUACCGGAGGCAGGACUUCCACCGUCGGCCAUUCACAUUCGCUCCCGUGCACCCCGACUCCGGCCCUUCUUUGGGGAAGGCCGGCGGAGGCACCUGGCCUAAAGUUAUCGCGGGAGCGUCUGUGCCGGAAUGUGCUCAGCUUUCAAUCUACAAAAAAACCAAACAACGCAAGUCCAUCUUUGACAUGAAUACCUUCAGAAGACCCGAAGUGCCUCCGAAACUGGACUAUAUGUCGCUUUCUCAGCUGCCCAAACACUCGCCGCAGAGCUCGGUUGCAGAAUUCCCUCAAGGUCCGCCCACACCACCGGCAAGGAGCGAUUCCUUUAGGUUUAAACACUCACAACAGAACAGCUCGGCGUCUGACUCCACUAUUCCGGCAUCUCCGAGCCGAGGGAGCAGUCCUGUCAUGGAAGGCGAGGGCAUGAAGCAGCUCUACUACUCCAGUGAAGCGACACAGCGGGAAUCCAAGAUGCUUACAGAGGAGGAUGGGAGUCAACAUCGGGACCCGGAGAAGCGAAGAUACCGACCCAAAUCGGCGCCGGCGCUGCGUCGGAAUGUGACGCCGUUGCAUAUCCCCGUUCCCAUGCAGGUUCAUGGUUUCUCUAAUGAAGAGCACUCCCCCGAGCCCACGGAUUUGUUGCGCUUCUCACCGAUGCGAAAUAAUCGCUACAGCAUGCACUUUGCACCUCCCAGCUACAGCAGCAUCGUUACACACCCGGCGCAACGUGGCUUGGCUGCGUGUCCUGCAAAGACUGCCGUGAUGAGGAACACUGCCUACACCACGUGGAGUCCGGAAAUGCAGACCAGCAACUGUCCGCCAGCCCCCACGUCUGGUAUCCACACGCAUUCACGUGCUAGCCCCCAGCAUCACGGGCGCCACAGUGUGGAUCUCAACCACAAAAUCGCCGGCGAUGUUUGUGAAACCAGUCGAGCACCUCACGGCACCAACUCCCUCCCUUCCAGCGCCAGAAUGGGCUCCCUGAGUGCAUUGCAGUUCAGGGCUGAGCGCAUUAGGAUUCCACCAACACGUUACCCUUGCUCCACUGGAUCGGAUAGAGGCUCUCGCUCCCAUUCUGAGUGCAGCUCCCCGACAACGCCUCCCAAAUCCCCCGUCGGCCUCGACGCGUCGUCCUUUGCUAGCAGCCAGUCGGCGAGCUCUAUCUCCACACAGCUUAGGAUAUCCGUCAGCCCCGCGCCAGUCAGUGACGGCAGGAAGGAUGGGCCAUAUUUGGAGGAGCCGCGCAACGUAACGGUCCAGAAAGGAGCAGAACCGCUGGGCAUCUCCAUCGUGAGCGGCGAGAACGGCGGCGUGUUUGUAUCCAAAGUAACUGCGGGAAGCAUCGCUCACCAAGCUCAUUUGGAGUACGGAGAUCAGCUCUUGGAGUUUAAUGGGAUCAACCUGCGGAAUGCGAAUGAGCAGCAGGCGCGCUUGGUGAUCGGGCAGCAGUGUGACACGGUGUCUAUUUUAGCUCAGUACAACCCUCACAUGUUUCAGCUGGGCAAUCACUCUCGAUCCAGUUCUCGUAUGGAGUCCAUCAGCAACCAGGCGACGCCACAGGACAGCGGCGCCACCACUCCGGAUGACCGCUCCAUGGGCGACACCCUCAGCGAGCAGGACGAGGGCACCGUGACGCCCCCGUCCAAGCAAACCACGCCUGCCACCAGCCCUCACAGUUCCUUUAGGCUUCCCGUCGCCGGUUUUCGGCGCACGGCGGAACCGCGUCUGGUGAGGCUGAAGCGAAUUCAGACAGAACUAGGAGUCCAGAUAUGCGGGGGCAAUCUUUACGGCAUUUUUGUGGAGAGUUUGGAUGAAGACAGUCCAGCAAAAUGUGUCGAUGGACUGAUCUCUGGCGACCUCAUACUUGAGUACAAUGGCGUCAACAUGAAGAAUAAAACCAAAGAGGAGGCUUACCUGGAAUUGCUGAAGCCCGUCGAAACAGUAACUUUCAAGGUCCAAAACUGCGUGGAUGAGCUCGCUGACGUCAAAGAGAUACCUGGUGAUGGAUUUUUUAUCAGAUCGCUGUACGAAAGGGUUGCUGACUUGGAGCAGGAGCUGAGCUUCAAGAAAGAUGACAUCUUAUAUGUGGAGGACACAUUACCCAACGGAAACUUUGGCUAUUGGAUGGCGUGGCACCUUGACGAAAAGGCGCAGAAGUUGGAGAAAGGGCAGAUUCCUAGCAAAUUUAUGAUGGACCAGGAGUUCUAUAGAAGACACGGCAUGACCGACAUUAAAGACGACGUCGGCGGAGGCGGCAAAACCUUGUCGGCCGCCGCCCGUAGGUCCUUCUUCCGUCGGAGGCUGAAGCACAAACGCAACGGAUCCAAAGACGGGAAGGACCUGAUAGUGUCUGAAGCAAUGAUGUCGGAUUACUUGCCCAUAACCGAAGAUGGUGUGAGCCUCAUGUACCAGCGGGUCCUGAAGGUGGAGUGCUUAGCCCCCAGACCGGUGCUGAUCUUGGGGCCGCUAGCCGAGGCUAGCAAAGACAUGCUAGUCAAUGAGGCGCCUGCCAAAUUCAGUCGUUGUCUGCCAGAGAUCAUGAAGGCAUCUCAACAAGCUAUCGAGCGAGGUGUAAAAGACUGCGUGUUCAUCGACUAUAAGCGACGCAGCGGCCAUUUUGACGUGACCACCGUCGCAUCAAUAAAGGAGAUUACAGAGAAGGAUUCUCACUGUUUGCUUGACAUUGCCGCACACGCCAUCGAACGCCUGCACUGCGUUCACAUCUACCCAAUCGUCAUAUUCAUUCGCUACAAAAAUGCAAAGCAGAUCAAAGAGCAGAAGGAUCCAUUGUACCUGCGGGAUAAACUCUCCCAGAAGCUUUCCAAGGAGCAGUUUGAGGCGGCCCAGAAAACUGAGCAGGAGUACAGUCGCUUCUUUACAGGUGUUGUUCAAGGCGGUAGCGUCUCCUUCAUUUGCACACAAAUCGUCACCAUCGUCGAACAGGAGCAGAAUAAAGUUCUAUGGAUCCCUGACGGUGCGCCAUAG